Molecule: messenger RNA, 1380 nt
Organism: Colletotrichum spaethianum
Lineage: Eukaryota; Fungi; Ascomycota; Sordariomycetes; Glomerellales; Glomerellaceae
Exons: 4
Coding region: 1-1380 (459 amino acids)
Source: RefSeq, a predicted model, not a curated record
AUGCUGUUCUCCAACCUUGGGCGCGCUGCCCUUGCUGCAGCCACAUUCGCUACUCCCUCGUUUGCCCAAACCUCCGACACGCCAGAUCUAGGUCAAUCCACCUUUGUUGCCCCCGAAAAUAACGUCGCUUUCGGCUUCACGGUCCCUGAAAACAGUGGCGAAGAUGUCUUCAUUACCAUGCGGGCCCCCAUCGACCGUUCAUGGGCCGCCAUCGGCAUUGGCCAGGAUAGCAUGAAGGGCAGCUUGAUCUUUAUGAUCUACCGCGACGAGUCCGGCAACGGCGUCACUUUCUCGCCCCGCGUGGCCUACGGAAACUACGAGCCGACGUACUACGAGGGCAUGAAGUGGGAGUCCCUACCCGGCACAGGUGUUUUCAACGGCUCCAUGUACUUCAGCGCCAGAUGCACCGACCACUGCAGGAGCUGGCCCGGAGGAUGGGUCGACGUGUCCAACGAGAACCAGAAAGCCAUCUAUGCUGUUGGCCCCAAGGGAAGCUUCUUCUCGAACAAGAGAGACUCGUCUGUCAAGUUUCACGAGGAGUUUGGACGCUUCACAAUCAACAUGAAGCGCACCAUUGGUCCCGGCGACGCGCCCGCCCUCAAGGACAAUGCCGUCAACGAAGGCACCAACCAGAUUUCUGCCAACGACGGACGCAGAGACUACAAGUCCAUUUUCCAUGCCGUCCUGAUGGUCGGCUCCUUGGUGUUCCUCAUCCCGUUUGGUGCGAUACUCCUACGCUUUGGUAACAUGGUCAGAUGGCACGCCCUCAACCAGGGUGUCGCGCUGCUCAUCGUCAUUGUGGGGUUCGUUCUCGGGGUUUUGACCAGCUUCUGGUACUCGCGUAUCAUCGGCUUCAUCGUCAUUGCCUUCCUGCUGGCGCAAUUUGCCAUCGGCUUCUUGCACCACCAAAAGUACAAGAAGACGCAGCAGACAACCCCGUACAAGACGGUUCACGUAUGGCUCGGGCGCAUCAUCAUCGCCCUCGGCACCUUCAAUGCCUUCCUCAGUAGCGGUUUCUCCUUUGCGCUGAACCGCAGGUUCAACUACGUCCUCGCAGCAUUCAUCAUCCUCAUGCUCCUCGUCUCGCUCUUCUUUACCUUCGGGGGUAAGUGGGUCCGCGGCCGGAUGCCCAUCAAGUUCGGCAACCAGGCACAGGGCGGCUACAACCCAGAGCCGUGGCGUCAGGCCCCCACGCACGGCGGUUUUGCCUACGACAGCGGCGCUCCGCCGGCUUACCAGCCUCCCUCUCACCAAAACCAGACGAUAGGCCUGACGAGCAUGGUCGCGGAUCCUGUACAGCCGACUAAGGAGCGGAGCGGCAGCCGGGACUACCGAAACAACGAUCUGGGCUCAGCCCACCAGCCGCGAGAAAUGAUAUGA